Molecule: messenger RNA, 1765 nt
Organism: Manduca sexta (tobacco hornworm)
Lineage: Eukaryota; Metazoa; Arthropoda; Insecta; Lepidoptera; Sphingidae
Product: RDS/peripherin-like protein xRDS35
Cellular component (GO): membrane
Source: RefSeq, a predicted model, not a curated record
UUUCAAACACACAUUUGUAUCUAACCAGCCUAAAAAAUAGAUAAAUGUCUAGAUACGUACAGUUAAUCAUUAACCAGCACUGUGCGUCUUAUGUUACGAAAAUUAAAUGUUGAAAAUUUAAUAAAAUGUUGGUCAAUUGAAUUAGAACAAAUUUUGUCUUAUCGAUAAAGCUUCUACCAAAGAGUUGGUAUAUUAUUACAUUGAAGAGUUUUAAUCAAUUUCAGAAAAAUAUAAUCAAAAUAUGAGUAAAGUCAUUGUCAUUAUUGACUGAUGACUACAUUUAUGAAAACAAGCAGCGCGAAUUUUAAUGAAAAACAAACACAGACGCAGCUAGCAUGCAGCGGCAUCAUGCAUGGCGUGGGCGGUGUUCACGUUCAGUAAGGGAGGGCGCGCGCGGCUGGCGGGCGUGCUGCGGGCGCUGCUGAUCGCGCAGCUCAUCGUGUCGCUGUGCAUGGUCAUCUUCUGCUACAACUCCUCGCUCAGGGUCAUGCUGCUACUCAAACAGAUACAUAAGGUUACAGUAUAUCUGCUAUACGGGCUGAUUCUCCUGCAAGCUUACUGCAUGAAGCUCCAUUACACGAGCGGUCUUCGGUUGCUAACCAUCCUGCUGCGGUGUCCGUACUGGUCGCGCGCUACCAGCUCCACCAAGGUGUGGAUGCUCUCAGGGACUUUGGUCGCAGCUAAUGGCUUGCUCGUGUACGCCGCUUGUCGGUCAACUUUGAAGGCGCUAAUGAAGGAACUGUCGUCAUCUCUUCGGAUUGGGAUAUCACAAUACCUUACGGAGCCAUCUUGGAAACAGCUGAUGGAUACCAUGCAGGUGGAAUUAAGCUGCUGUGGCGUCGAGAAGCCGAGCGACUGGCACGAGAUACCCUGGAUCAACAUGGACUUCCUCAACAAAAACUCCAAACUUGUCAUGAAACUAGCCGGUGCUGACGGCAAGAUCCUCCCGCCGGUGUCUCCCUAUUCGUGCUGCACUCCUCGAGUGUUGGCUCCUUGCUAUCACGAUCCAUUACAGCAGUGGUCAUGGCGCGACGCGUGGUCGGAGGGUUCGCCACUGCUCGCGGCGUCGGUGCACACGCGCGGGUGUGUGGAGGCGAUCCGCGCGCCGCUCACCAGAGCGCUACUAGCUCUGCAGUGCUUCAACUUGCUCGUCUUGUUCUUUCAAAUCGUGAUACUGGUGUUGACGCAACUGCUGCGCACGAGUGCACGGGACGCGGUGCUUCAAGGGGACUGCAACGGAGACGGGAGGGGGAACAUCCUCGGGACACUACCGCCUAUAGAAAGGAUACUCCGGCCGCGGCCCAGCUCGAGUGGCGCGGAGGCGGCGGUGUGCUCGGUGACGAGCGCGUGCGCGUACGCAUGUUCGGGCGCGGGCGCGGGCGCAGGCGCGGGCUCGCUGCAGCGCCGCCGCCGCCGGGGACUGCGUACCAACCUGCGCACGCGCACCAGCUACCCGUACCUGUCGUGAGGAGCUUCCGUGCAGUACAAUACAGGAGCUCAAGAUGUCUGUUUAUGUGUACAGGGAACUUGCAAACAUAAUAAAAAAUACCCAAUUAAUUUUAAGUCUUAGAAUUAUUCUCCAUUUUCAUUUUAUUAUGAAUUACAUCUUACGUAUAAGUCUAGAGGUAAUUCAUAAAAUAUUGUAUUUUGUAAUGUUUGCAAGUUUUAUUUCAUAAAACAGAUUUUCCAAUAUUGAACAGGGGUGGAGUGUCUACGAAGCUGUUGAAGUGUUGUGAAAUGUAAAUAAAACGAGCACGCUAAUCAA